AAUCUGGGCGCGUUAAGCAUCACUGGUCCACGCGCUGCCUCCAGUCUCCCUGCAGUCGAAGGGAGGAGAGCGAGACAAUACGCAGCACCUCCAUACAUGUAGUGAUGCAACUGUUGUAUUAAGGUUUCAUAUAUUGUAUAUUUCUAGAAUUCCUUCAUCUGAGAGGGAGGAGAACCCUUAGACACUCGGGACAGGUCGGUCGGCGCUUCUACGGCAGCAAAGAAUUCAAGAGCUGAAGACUGACUGUAGCAGAGUUGUAGGGCGACCGUAAAGCGAGCACUCGACGGUUUCAUUAGAUGCGUUUGCAGAGAAGUAAAGCAUGACAACAUACUCCGCGGGGUAAAACGACGACAUUAUGUUUUGACCAUCGACACUUUGACCUGUGAGAGAGAGGAGAGUCCUAUAAUGGCCCAUAGGAUAAGCAGUAAAAAAACAACUGAGGAGCAUCUGUUUGUGGAUCCAGUCCAUGUCAACCUUCAGAGCAACCAGACAUCUUCCCACUAACACAUCUGACUUCUGCUGAAAGAUCCCAGUGAGUGUCUCCAUCAUGAGGCUGGUGUGGAAGUCCCUGGACAAGAUGAGGUGUUUCCGUAAACGCUCCACCAUUCCCUUUCUGGGGGUCCUGAUCACCUGCCUCCUCUUCCUCAACCUGUACAUGGAGGAUGGAUACGUCCUGGAGGAGGAUAAAAGACCGCUGAGAGAGACAUCAAUGCAUCCUUCAAACACUGAGAGAUAUGUUCACACCUUCAGAGACCUCACUAAUUUCUCUGGAACCAUAAACGUCACAUAUCGUUACCUCGCUGGGAACCCACUGCCCCGAAAGAAAUAUCUAACCAUUGGAUUGUCAUCCGUGAAAAGAAAAAGAGGAAAUUACCUCAUGGAGACGAUCAAAUCUAUUUUUGACCAGUCCAGUUAUGAGGAGCUGAAAGAGAUUGUGGUGGUGGUCCACCUGGCAGACUUUGACCUGGCCUGGUGUGAAAACCUGGUGCAGGACAUCUCCAGGAAGUUUGCCCACCACAUCAUCGCUGGGCAUCUCCUGGUGAUCCAUGCCCCUGAGGAGUACUAUCCAUCACUGGAUGGGCUAAAAAGGAACUACAAUGACCCAGAGGACAGGGUACGAUUCCGCUCCAAGCAGAACGUGGAUUAUGCCUUUCUCCUCAACUUCUGCACCAACCUCUCUGAUUUCUACAUGAUGCUGGAGGAUGAUGUGCGCUGCUCACGGAACUUUCUGACAUCUCUGAAGAAGGUGGUCACCUCCAGGGAAGGCUCCUACUGGGUGAUGCUGGAGUUCUCCAAGCUUGGAUACAUAGGGAAGCUCUACCACUCAAGAGACCUGCCACGCCUGGCCCACUUCUUGCUCAUGUUCUACCAGGAGAUGCCCUGUGACUGGCUCCUCAUUCACUUCCGGGACCUGCUUGCCCAGAAAGACGUGAUCCGCUUCAAGCCCUCCUUGUUCCAGCACAUGGGCUACUACUCCUCAUAUAAAGGGGCAGAGAACAAGUUGAAGGAUGAUGACUUUGAAGAAGACUCCAUUGAUAUCCCUGACAACCCUCCUGCUAGCCUGUACACAAACAUUCAUGUAUUUGAAAACUAUGACGCCACCAAGGCUUAUAGCAGUGUGGACGAAUACUUUUGGGGGAAACCCCCUUCAACCGGAGACUUCUUUGUUAUAGUCUUUAACAAAUCAACUAAAAUAAGCAAGAUAAAAAUUGUGACAGGAACGGACGAUCGUCAGAACGAUAUCCUGCACCAUGGAGCUCUGGAAGUAGGAGAGAAGCUGGUGGGGACAAAGAGAGGAAGGCAGUGUUCUUCCUACAUCACGUUAGGGGAGUUUAAAUAUGGUAACAUUGAGGUUCAAGACGUGGACCACAAGAUUGCCUUUGACAUUGAGUGUGUUCGUAUUGUGGUGACUGCCAGUCAGAAAGAAUGGCUGAUCAUUAGGAGUAUAAGCAUGUGGACUACACAACCUCCCAGUCAAUGAGGACAAUACAAAAACAGUUGGUUUAGACAACAGUUGGUUUAGUAAUUCAGUUGACAGUGUAUUUAUUUAUGUACUUAUUUAUGUAUUUAUUUUCACAUUAUUGCAUUUAUUUUAUCAUUUAUUUUCACAUGUAUUUAUUCAUUUUAUAGUAUACUGUAUGUAUUCAUUCAUAUUUUGAUCUAGAAUUUUUUAUAUUUUAAGGUACCUUUAUCGAAUUAUACAGUUAUGGAAAUCAUCACAAUCCAUGUUUUUAAGGAUUGUCUGACUGACCUCUUUUAUGGGUGUGACCCGUUUUUAUGGGUGUGACCCGUUUUUAUGGGCGUGAGUAUAUAGGAAUGGUCUGUUGGUUAUUUCACUCAUGAUGUUGUUUAUUUUUCUGUAUAUUUUUCUCAGUUUCUUUCCACAUCGAAAGCAGCCUCUGGGUCCUCUGGCCUUGAACAGUGUUGCUUAAUAAAUAACACCCCUGCCGACAGUUUUUGCCCCAGGAACAUAGCAUUGCACCAAAUGUUCUUGCUAUCAGUAAGUACUGUAGCUCCAUUCACCUCUUUCCGAAGUUAUCCUGUCCAUGUUACCCUAUAAGCAUUAUGAUGGUAAAUAUUUCCACAAAUAUCCAUUGUGUCAGGGCUUUACUUUUGUCAGUGCUGCUUCAAUCCCUCCUAUCUAGGCUAGUGUGGUGUUGAAGUGUUGGAGCGAGCUGUGCUAUUUCCCUGGCGCUGUAUGUUCCAUCAGAACCCCUGACGGGAGAACAAUGUUUGUUUUCACCCAUCUUCUCUAACAGCUCAGAUCGGAUUGUGAAAAAUAGGGUGGACCUGAUCUUUCCCUUUUUUCCACCACAGCACAAUUUUACCCCAGUAAAUUGGUCUGUGUUUGGCACUCUCUCUCUGCUUUACACCAGCAAACAACAACCCCCCCUGGAGCUAGGCUCUCCAGUACAUUUUCUCUCUUUCCCCUAUGUUGUGCUCCCCUAGCCGCUAAUGUAUCUUCUCUUAGAAUGUUUCUGUAAUAUAGAAACAAAUACAUUUUACUCUGUGUGGUACCCAUGGGCGAUGGUAACUUAAAGCCACCAUCUGUAAAAUGUUCAGUAAUAUGCAAUUAAUAAAAUAUACCCUGUAAUUUUGAAAAAAUACGUAUAAAGUCAAUUCUCAAAAUGAGACAAGGACUACUGUCAUAACAAUUCAGAAAUGAUUUUGAAGAAUCACCUUGUCCUCUCCCUUUUCAUACAAUGUUGUUCUGUUAGCAAGUGUAGCUUUGUGACAAAUAUCUUUCCAUAAUCAAGAGAAUCAUCAAUUUCAACAAAUCUUUGCAACGCAAUAAAAUGAUAAAUGUUUGCAUACAUGACACCAAUAUUCUGUUGAAAUACUAAAGGUGGAGGUGGAGGCAUGGUUCAAAACCUACAGCAGUUUUAUUUUCACACAAAAUGCCUUGUUAUGGUAUACCUGUUAUUUCAGUCAAUCACAUCCAUUUUUAAAGCCCAUUUUACAUCAGCAGUUGCUUAUACAGAAACCCAGCUUAAAACCCCAAAGAGCAAGCAAUGCAGAUGUAGAAGCACAGUGGCUGGGGAAAACCCCCUACAAAGGAACCUAGUGAGAAACAUAGAGAGGAACCAGGCUCUGAGGGGUGGCCUGUCCUCUUCUGGCUGUGCCAGGAGGGGAUUAUAAGGGUGCAUGGCCUUUUCCGUGUUGUUCUCCCAUUUGGUCUUGUUCAGACACAGAUCAAGAGUUUCUCUUUAUCCAUGGCUCUGAUCUAUUCAUUAUAAGCGUCUGUGUUCCAAAUCACCUUGAAUAACAACCUUUUCCUUCUUAUCAAACAUUUGAUGACAUGAGGCCCCAACCUCUUAUGACUUCAUUUUGUGCAUGUUAAAAAGUCAGUAAAUAAGGUAAUUAUUCACUGUUUAUAGCUCCUCCUUUCUAUACAAUUGCUAUGGUUAUAAUUAAACUGUAGUGCUCUGUACAAACAAACCUUUUAGUAGAUGCUCUUAUCCAGGGCAAUUUAUAGGAGCAAUUAGGCUUAAGUGCCUUGCUCAAGGGCUCUGGGAUUCAAACCAGCAAUCUUCCGGUUACUGGCCCAAUGCUCUUAACCACUAGGUUACCUGCUGCCCCGUCAUCUUUUGUACAGGUCAUCAAAAUAUAUAUUACUUCUUCUUAUGCCCAUUCUACAAAAUGAUAUAGUUUCACUUCAAAUCCUCUGCCGUUUAGAACAUAAGGUCUUACUGCAAGCAUUAUGAAAAGGCCCAGUGUGGUCCUUUCAUUCAAAUUUUGUGGACUUUAUUGAAAAGUGUAAGAACAUUAUUACAAAAUGCAAUGAAAUAUAUGUGCUGAUGUACACAGCAGUGCCAACGAAUCAGGUCAGUGUACCUGUAAUGAUACAGCUUAAGCCAUGGACACGUCACAGUAGGAUCCCUAGUUUUCCUGGAAUCCCUGGGAGUAUUCUUGGGAUAGAGAUUGUGAUUCCAAGAUUCCUUUAUUUGAUCCUGGGAGGUUGUUGUACAUGGAUAUUACUUGAGGGGAAAUUGCUGUCAUAGCUGAAGAAAAGACUGAAGUCAAAACUAGCAUUUACAUCUUGGCGGGGAAACAUAGAAAUAUUAAUAAAUUCUGUUCGGCUCAGAGUCAGCAAACUGAUGCGUACAGCUGUUCCGCCUUUGGCGACCUGACUUCAAACAGCAAUAUCUCCUAAUACUUUUUAGUGAGCUUAACGUAUACAUUAUGUGGUAGCAAAUGCACCACAUUAGAUAAUUCCAGGGUGUUUUUUUAUAAUAAUUUACAACAGAUCAGUAGCCAUGCUACCCAGGAGCCUUCUGUCACUGUUCCCAUAACUCACGAAUAACAAGAGAAAGCAGUGUAUAAAGGGAAAUUCUGGGUUGUUGGGAAGUUUUGCUGUCUUCCAAUUGUGAGUGUACAAAGAUGCAUGCAUCUGAACAACACCAAGUGUUAAGUGAGUAAUUGAAUCCUUUUAUAUUCCAGGAUCUAUAACUUGUUGUCCAGCAUCUGCAGUGGAACUUGACUGAAAGUGUACUUGGUUUGUGACUAGAUGCUUACCAAUACUACCUUACUUACUUACAACAGGUUAAAUCUCACUUGUGCUAUAUUGUUCAGUGGAGAGAAUGUGUAGAGAUGUCGUUUUCGUGUUGUAUUUUCCGACAUUGUUCGUCAAACAGUACUGUAUGUAUAUUGUUGUAAAAUGACAUAUAUUUUUUUACAUGUAUCAUUUCAAAUGUUUUAUUGCAUAUAUUGUAUUUAAAAUCAAUUUAGAUUAAACAAAAUGAAUGCCAAUAACCUUAGGGGAAGUACAUUGACUUUGCAAAAGUCUAGCACUACUUUCAUUGAUAUCAAAAGUCUACCACUACUUUCAUUGAUAUUAAAAGGGGAAAAAUGCUGUGUGAGAAAUUGCACAGCACAAAAUUCUGAAUGACAUCAUUGUCUGCAUCAGUACAUUCAGUGGGGCAUGAAUAUGGUAUUCAAUGGUUAAAGGAGAGAGAAAGACCUAUUGAGAACAAGGUAGCCUUGAGUCAAUACAGUAUGUGUUAUUAUAAUGUCUUUGCCUGAACAUGUUACAGUAUGUUUUGAUAUAGAAAUGUUUACCAAUAAAUGUAGAUCCUGCAAUUUGGCUACCCUCGUCACAGUGCAAAUAAAAAUAACUGGUGUGA
This is a messenger RNA of Oncorhynchus mykiss (rainbow trout), 5624 nucleotides long. RefSeq names its product alpha-1,3-mannosyl-glycoprotein 4-beta-N-acetylglucosaminyltransferase C. Gene Ontology annotation, biological process: protein N-linked glycosylation. The record is from RefSeq and is a predicted model, not a curated record. Gene Ontology annotation, molecular function: acetylglucosaminyltransferase activity. NCBI's taxonomy places the organism in Eukaryota, Metazoa, Chordata, Actinopteri, Salmoniformes, Salmonidae.